Molecule: messenger RNA, 9993 nt
Organism: Acipenser ruthenus (sterlet)
Lineage: Eukaryota; Metazoa; Chordata; Actinopteri; Acipenseriformes; Acipenseridae
Product: obscurin-like protein 1
Exons: 31
Coding region: 581-8713 (2710 amino acids)
Molecular function (GO): protein binding
Source: RefSeq, a predicted model, not a curated record
UUUUCUGCGAACAAUGACACCAAGGGUGCUCCGGGACUCUUGAAGAGCCACACAGGAGGCCAAGGGGGAUCAGGGAACUACAGCUGAGAGGCACUGAGUGGGCCGGGAAGAGUGAGAAAAACCAGUGUAGCAACUCAGAAGAGACGGACAGACAGUCAGACACACAAGGCUAAAAAAAGAGAAAAACAACAGGGUAUUGAGAGGGUUACAGACAGUAAUUUGAAACAUAGACACACACACACAUAAAUAUAUGUGGAGAGAGUGGUGGAAGAACUGUAAGGAGAUACAGACAAGCAGCAAGAGGCAUAGAGAAAGUAACAGAACGAAGGAAUUCAACCACUAACAGAAAAAGGGGAGACGAGACACUGAGGCAAAGCAUUUACUCUGAUGACAUAAACACCGGACAAAGGACAAGUACCUUGAAAACUUUGCAGGAAACUUGAAUGACUGCCACAUUCUUCCCCUGCUGGUGGUUUUAAGAAGCACUUGUGUUUGAGGAUUACUGGGCUGCAGUAUUACUGUUUAUGAGACUGCAUGUCUGAGGAGUUCAGCGUGAGGUUAAGCUGGCCAGCAAGCAGUGAUGGACGUGUUUGGCGGUGCCCCACGCUUCCUGGCAUACCCUCGCCCCCUGGUGGUGCAGAAUGGCACUGACGCCGCGCUGAAGUGUCAGAUCGCUGGGGACCCACGGCCAGCCGUCAUCUGGGAGAGGGCCAAUAAGAAGCUCCACCCUGAUGGACGUUACCGCCUUUUUGAAGACGGCAAUGUCUACAACCUUAUCAUUUCCAGAGUGGGGGCGGAGGACAGUGGGCAGUAUAUCUGCAAGGCCAAAAACAGCAUUGGGGAGACCUACGCCGCAGCUACUCUUAAGGUCGAGGGAGAGGCGCAAGAGAAGGAGUUACGAGAGGAGAACAGGCCUCGCUUCCUCAUCAAGCCUCUCUCAGUUCGAGUCGGCCGAAGUGAAGAUGCCGUCUUCUCCUGCAAGCUGUGGGGCAAGCCCCGGCCGGAGAUCAUCUGGGAGAAGGAUGGCAAGAAACUGAAUGACAUUUUCGAAAGCACUCACUUUAGCAUCGGCCACCAGGACGGGGGCUGGUUCCAGCUGAAGAUCUUCCAGACCCGGGCCCCUGAUGCAGGAAUCUACACCUGCCGGGCCAGGAAUGAGUACGGUGAAGCGCUGGCUGGAGCGGUUUUGUUGGUGGACGCUGGGCCUGGACAUGAGGAGGAGGCAGCAACCCGUAAUGGGUAUGCCAAUGGUCACUGGAAACACCAUCAGGGCAAGCGUGGUUCCAGGUUUAACGGCACUCACAAGAUUGAGGAGCCUUCGCCCAACUCAGCCAAAGUGAAAAUGUUCAAAGUUUCGGAAGGCAAGCAUGCCAAAUUCCGUUGCUAUGUCACAGGGAAACCCAAACCAGAGAUUGUGUGGAGGAAGGAUGGUGUUGUGAUAAUGUCUGGGAGGCGGUAUCUGUUGUAUGAAGAUCGGGAAGGCUACUUCACGCUGAAAGUGCUCUACUGUAAGCAGCAGGACAAUGGGCUUUACGUCUGUGCUGCCUCCAACACGGCAGGACAGACCCUUAGUGCUGUGCAUCUCAACGUCAAAGAGCCGGCAGUGCGGUUCAAGCAGCCCCUGAAUGACGUGGAGGUGCGUGAGCGACAGCUGGCUGUGCUGGAGUGCGAGGUGUCUGUGGACACCGUUCCUACCACCUGGUACCUGGAAGAUCGCCGACUGCAGGCAGGAGCAAAGUAUGGCAUUGAGCAGUGUGGUACAGUGCGCCGACUCACCAUCCGAGAUAUUGGGGCAGAUGAUGAUGGAAUCUAUCUCUGUGAGAUGGCAGAUGGAGGGCGGAGUAUUGCUGAGGUGUCUGUCAGAGGUACAAUUGUGCGCAAGCUUCCCCGGAAGGUGGAUUUAUUAGAAGGGGAGAAUGCUGCUUUCUGCGUGGAGGUUGAGGAGGAAGAGAUGGACAUUCAUUGGUACAAAGAUGGAUUAGAGCUUCGAGAGACGCACCAAACCAUCCUCAAAUCCUUUGGCAAAACCCACAUUCUCGUCUUUGUCAAUGCAACACCCCAAGACUCCGGGAUUGUGACUUUUGUAGUGGGCAGAUCUAAGACUUCUUCCCAGCUCCGUGUCAAGGCGGUCCGGCAGUCUCCACCCAGUUGCCCGGUGGGUGUGCAGAUGAACACGGAGCGUUCGAACUCAGCGUUGCUGUCCUGGGUCCCUGCACACGAUUCACGCAAGAACCCCCCCACAGGGUAUGUGCUGGAGAGGCAGGAGGUGGGCUCCCAGGAGUGGCUGCAGUGCCUGACCACAGACCUAGCCAGUGCGGUAGAAAUCCUGGGCGACAGCGUGCCCGCUGAGGCAGACUACCGGUUCCGCAUCUGCAGCGUUAACAAGUAUGGCAGGAGCGGCCACGUGGAGUUCUCAUCAGUUGUCCACCUAGUGCCUGUGGCUCGGAUAAAAACCCCUCUACAGGAUGUCCUGGUGCCUGAGGGCAAGGAUGCUAAGUUUUCCAUUGAGCUGUCUGCCCUGGUGAUCGGGACCUGGUUUUUAAAUGGUUCCCAAAUCCAGGAGGAUGAGAGGUACACCAUACACCGCUCCCGUACAGAGCAUUCCCUGCUUCUCAAAGCUACGAAUCCGUCUGAUAACAGGUCUGAAAUCACCUUCAUUGCCUACGGAGUGAGGGACUCGGCAAUGCUCUAUGUGCAACCUCCACCAGUGAAGUUUGAGUUUCUACCAGAGAUGGACCGCAACAAAAAAACUGAAGCAGGCAGCCCUGUUGUCCUGUACUGUGAACUCUCAGACGCCAAUGCGCAGGUCCAUUGGUACAAGGAUGGGGUGGAGUUACACACACAAGAAGGAAUUCACGUCCAAUCAGAAGGCACCAUGAGGAGGCUGGUCAUCCAAUCAGCAGAUUUCUCUCAUUCUGGGGAGUACAGGUGUGAUGCCAUUGAUGAUGUCCUCAAAUUUAACGUGGAGGUUGAAGCUCCACGGGUGAAGUUUGCAGCACUUUCGUUGAUGGACCGCCACAAAAGCAUUGAAUCGGGCAGCCCUAUUGAGCUAUGCUGUGAACUGUCCAACCCCAACACUCAGGUCUGCUGGUACAAGGAUGGAAUGGAGCUUCACCCACAGGAUGGGCUUGAUAUCCAAUCAGAGGGCAUCAAGAGGCAGCUGGUCAUCCAAUCAGCAGAGGUCUCCCACUCUGGGGUGUAUAGCUGUGACGCCGUUGAUGAUGUCAUCAAAUUUAACGUGGAUGUUGAAGCUCCACCGGUGAAGUUUGCAGCCCUGUCGGAGAUGGACCGUCACAAAAGCAUUGAAUCAGGCAGCCCCAUUGAGCUGUGCUGUGAACUGUCUAAUCCCAAAACACGGGUCCACUGGUACAAGGAUGGAACGGAGCUCCACCCACAGGAAGGCUUUGACAUCCAAUCAGUGGGAAGCACAAGGAGGCUGGUCAUCCAAUCAGCAGAGGUCUCCCACUCAGGGGUGUACUGUUGUGACGCUGUUGAUGAUGUCAUCAAAUUUAAUGUGGCUGUUGAAGCUCCACCGGUGAAGUUUGCAGCCCUGUCGGAGAUGGACCGUCACAAAAGCAUUGAAUCGGGCAGCCCCAUUGAGCUGUGCUGUGAACUGUCUAAUCCCAACACACGGGUCCACUGGUACAAGGAUGGAGUGGAGCUCCACCCACAGGAAGGCUUUGACAUCCAAUCAGUGGGAAGCACAAGGAGGCUGGUCAUCCAGUCAGCAGAGGUCUCCCACUCGGGGGUGUACAGCUGUGACGCUAUUGAUGAUGUCAUCAAAUUCAAUGUGGAUGUUAAAGCUCCACCGGUGAAGUUUGCAGCCCUGUCAGAGACUGACCGCAACAAAAGCAUUGAAUCGGGCAGCCCCAUUGAGCUGUGCUGUGAACUGUCUAAUCCCAACACACGGGUCCACUGGUACAAGGAUGGAGUGGAGCUCCACCCACAGGAAGGCUUUGACAUCCAAUCAGAGGGAAGCACAAGGAGGUUGAUUAUCCAGUCAGCAGAGGUCUCCCACUCGGGGGUGUACAGCUGUGACGCUGUUGAUGAUGUCAUCAAAUUCAAUGUGGAUGUUAAAGCUCCACCGGUGAAGUUUGCAGCCCUGUCAGAGACUGACCGCAACAAAAGCAUUGAAUCGGGCAGCCCCAUUGAGCUGUGCUGUGAACUGUCUAAUCCCAACACACGGGUCCACUGGUACAAGGAUGGAGUGGAGCUCCACCCACAGAAAGGCUUUGACAUCCAAUCAGAGGGAAGCACAAGGAGGUUGAUUAUCCAAUCAGCAGAGGUCUCCCACUCGGGGGUGUACAGCUGUGAUGCUGUUGAUGAUGUCAUCAAAUUCAAUGUGGAUGUUAAAGCUCCACCGGUGAAGUUUGCAGCCCUGUCAGAGACUGACCGCAACAAAAGCAUUGAAUCGGGCAGCCCCAUUGAGCUGUGCUGUGAACUGUCUAAUCCCAACACACGGGUCCACUGGUACAAGGAUGGAGUGGAGCUCCACUCACAGAAAGGCUUUGACAUCCAAUCAGAGGGAAGCACAAGGAGGUUGAUUAUCCAAUCAGCAGAGGUCUCCCACUCUGGUCUGUACAGCUGUGACGCUGUUGAUGAUGUCAUCAAGUUUAACGUGGACGUUGAAGCUCCUCCUGUGAAAUUUAAUCCACUUCCUGAAGCUGACCUCCACAAAAGCAUUGUCGAGUCCUCUCCCGUGGUGCUGUACUGUGAGGUGUCUCGCCCCGACGCUCCUGUGCGCUGGUACAAGGAUGGAAUUGAAAUCCAACCAAGAGAUGGCAUUACUGUUCAAUCUGACAACACAAUGAGGCGACUGGUUAUCCAAUCAUCAAAUCUCUCCGACUCUGGGGUUUACACCUGCCACGCAGUAGAUGAUGCAGUGAUUUUCAAUGUGAACAUUCGAGAGCCACCUGCGACAGUCGUACAUCCAAGGGAGGACGUCCAUCUGGAGCAUCAGGUUUCCGAACGAAUUGUGUUGAGUUGUGAGCUGUCCCGCUCUAAUGCAGCUGUACACUGGUACAAGGAUGGCCAGGAGCUUUUGGAAAGCGAUGAUGUCAUCCUGGAAUCCGAGGGACCUCACAGGAGGCUGAUCAUCCUCCAGGGACGCACUGAAGAUUCUGGGGAGUACGUUUGUGACACAGCAGACGACUCAAUUUUCUAUCAGGUUACAGUGAUAGAACCUGCAGUCCAGAUCGUGUCCCCCAGCCAGUCCCCCGUGGAGUUAGAAUUCCUCACAGAAGAGUGUGUGGUGCUGAGCUGCGAGGUCUCUCGACCCAAUGCAUAUGUGCGCUGGUACCAGGAUGGACUGGAGUUAGAGGAGACAGAAGACCUCAUCCUGGAGACAGAAGGAGUCCACAGGAGGCUCAUUAUCCCCAAGGCUGCAGUCCAAGACUCUGCUGAAUACAUCUGUGACACAGUUGAUGAUUCAGUGACCUUCAUGGUGAAAAUUACAGAACCGCCAGUGAAGUUUGUGCGGCCUCAUAAAGCCCCAGGGGCUGUGAAAGUUUUCGUGGGAGACCCUGUGGUGCUGGAGUGUGAGGUCUCCCGUUCUAAUGCAGUGGUCAGCUGGCGGAAAGAGGGACAGGAGAUGGAGGACAGCAGAGAGGUCACCAUCGAGGAGAAUGGAGUUCUCCGGCAGCUGAUCAUCCUCUCCCCCAAGCUGGAGGAUUCUGGGAAUUACUAUUGUGACGCCAAAGACGAGACAAUGGAUUUCAGCGUGAAAGUUACUGAGGCACCAGUGCAGAUCAAGCGGAAAGGGGAACUGAAGACUCAGCAGCAGGUUAUGGUUUCAGACGAUGUUGUCCUGGAGUGUGAGCUCUCUAGAGCCAAUGGGACCGUCAAAUGGUACAAGGACGGAGAGAAAAUCACAGACAACGAGCGUGUCUGUUUGGAGGAGGAGGGCGCUUUCCGCUCGCUGGUCAUCCUGAACGCAGAGACCUCAGACUCAGGGGAAUACUUCUGUGAUGCCUGUGACGACAGCGUUGUUUUCCAUGUCUGUGUGAAAGAGUGUCCAGUGACCAUCAUAGGAAAUUCAGACAGCCCUGAGCACCACAGUCUGAUUGCUGGUGAUGACCUUGUGUUGACCUGUGAACUCUCCCGGUCCAACGCCACGGUGGAGUGGUACUGCAACGGGAAGCCCCUGUCCUCAGAAGACUCCCGUAUCUGCAUAGAGACCCUCAGCUCAGUGCGCCAGCUGGUCAUCUCAGACCUUCAACCCUCAGAUUCGGCCGAAUACAUCUGUGAUGCAGGCGAUGACAAAAUGGUUACCACGGUAACUGUAAAAGAGACGCCUGUUCAAAUUCUGAACAAAGAAGAUGCGAAGGAGUCAAUUGAAGUUGUGGAGAAUGACAGCGUGACGCUGUGUGCGCGGGUCUCCAAGGAAGACGCCAUGGUGCAGUGGUUAAAGAACUGGAGGGACAUGAGCGGGGAACGCUACUGCGCAAGCAGUGAUGGGAAGUCCCGCCUCUUCAGCAUUCACAAAGUGCAGCUGUCAGACAGCGGAGUGUACACAUGCGACGCCUUCAGUGAUGAAAUUCAUUUCACCCUGCAGGUCAAAGCGGCUCCCAUCAAGUUUGAACGCAAACAAGAAAAGCCAGAGGAUGUGUUUGCCACAGAAACUGAAAACACCAUCAUGUCAGCAGUGGUGUCAAGUGAUAAAAGUGAGGUGAAGUGGCUCCGUCACCAGAGCCAGAUCUUUGACAGUGAGAAGUACGAGAUGAGGGUGGAGGGCAGAGUUCACAGCCUCAUUGUGAAGAACACGUCCAAGGAAGACAGCGGCAUGUAUACCUGCGUCUCUCAGGAUGAUGAAAUGGCGUUUGUUGUCAGUGUGAAAGAGCUGAAGUUGAAUUUUGUCCGAAGUUUGGAAGAGGUCUACGCUUACAAAGAUGACACGAUCAUUCUACGUUGUGAGCUCUGCAAACCCAAGGGAGAUGUCCAGUGGCAGAAAGAUGGCCAAGAGAUCCUUCCCAGCAGAUAUCUUGUUAUCAAGGCCGACGGUCGCGAGCGCUCACUGACCAUUCACCGUGCUACAGGCAACGACACCGGGGAGUACGUCUGUGAAUCCAAAGAUGACAAGACGUGUGCCAGAGUUACUGUGGAGAUGCCUCGGGUGGUGGAGGUCAUCGCAGAACUGCACAACAUCACUGUGCUGGAAGGGGAAGACGCCACAUUUAAGUGUGUUGUGUCACCAGAAGAUGCCAAAUUGGUGUGGCACAGGAACGGCAAUGUGGUUGUUCCAGAUGAAAAGUUUGUGGUGUCCAGAAAUGGGCUGUGUCACACACUGACCAUCCGGGACUGCCAGCUUACAGACAGCUCCAAGGUGACGGCUGAGGCUGAGGGGGUGGUGUCGAAGGCCAACCUUCAGGUUCAGGAAGCGCAGGUCCUGUUCACAAAGAAGAUGGAAGCCGUGAUUGCAGAGGAGCAUGGGGAAGCCACGCUGGAAGUGGAGGUCAGUCUGGAAUCAGGGGAGGUCCAGUGGAUGAGACAGGGUGUGGUCAUCCAGCCCAGCCCCAAAUUCACACUGAGUGCGAAAGGGAGGAAGCGCAGCCUCACUGUCCGCAACCUCACCUUCUCAGACCAGGGCACCUUCUGCUGUGAGACUCUACAUGACCGGACACAGGGCAAGCUCAACGUGGAGAGCAGGAAAAUCUCAAUCAAGAAAGGCCUGACGGAUACGGAAACGUUAGAGAGGGAGACAGCCUCGUUUGAGGUGGAGGUCUCGCACGUGGAUGUGCAGGGGGUGUGGCAGAAGGACGGGAUCCGUAUCAAACCCAACAAGAACUGGCGAGUCAGCACCCACGGGAGGGUGCACGCACUCACCCUGUCCAAUCUCACACUGGAGGACAGCGGCACCGUCACCUUCAGUGCAGAGAGCGUGAGAACAUCAGCGAGACUCACUGUGAAAGAACCCCCAGUGAUGUUCCUGAGAGCGCUUGAGCAUCUCCGGAUACCUGAAAGCUCUGGAGCAUCGUUUGAGUGUGAGCUGUCCAGGCAGAAUGCAGAUGUUAAGUGGUUAAAGAACGGACAGGAGCUGAAACCAGGGAAGAACUAUCGCAUCUACUCAAUGGGGAGAAAGCGGUUUCUCCAGAUAAUCAAGUGCAAGAUCGUAGAUUCAGGGACUUACACCUGCGACGCUGUGGACAGCAAAGUGACUGCUGUCUUGGACGUCUACGAGCGGGAGGUGGAGAUAGUGCAAGGACUGCAGGAUGCUGCUAUCCAAGAAGAUGAAAACGCUGUGUUUAUGUGUGAGGUGUCAGUGGAGGAUGUGAAAGGAGAGUGGCUCAGAAACGGGGAGAAAAUCAGGCCCACCAGCACCGUCAGAAUUCGGCAGGAAGGGAAUAAGCAUUUCCUCCUGAUUUGCAAUGUGAAGACAGAGGAUUCUGGGAAGAUUACAUUUAUUGCUAAACAAGCAGAAUCCACAGCCAACCUGGAAGUGGAAGAGCUCCCAGUGCAGAUUGUGAAGCCCCUGCGUGAUAAGACCGCCUUGGAGAAGCACCGUGUGAUCCUGGAGUGCACCGUGUCGAACCCGCGCUGCAGUGUGCGCUGGUACCAAGGAGAGACCCUCAUCCUGCCCUCAGACCACUAUGAGAUCUGCAGCGAGGGCUGCUACCGCAAAUUGGUCAUCCAGCAGGUCACUGCCAUGGACGAGGGGACUUACAGUGUCCAGGUUGGGAAGCAUGAGUCCUCUGCGCGCCUGUUAGUGGAAGGUUGAUCGUACCUAAAUGGACUAGAGAAGGAAAAGAAAAUACAGAAAACCUGGAGUUUCUCAUGAUUACUACUAGAAUUUAUUUAACUUAUUUAAAUAUUUUUUGUUUUGGGGAGGGGGUGUCAAGGUUUGCUCUAAUUUUUGAGUCCAUGUAUUUUGUAUGAUUAUCGCCUUGUGUUUCAGGCACAUUGUAAAGGUGGGGGAAAGGGAAAGGUAUGUGAUGCCAGUACAAUAAAGGUUGUGACAAAAGCUUGGAAUGCAGGUAGCAAAAAAUAAAAGUGGUAACUAUCCAUGUGUACAUCUUCUGUAGUGAGAGAAAAAACUGUUUUCUAAAGAUGGCUUUUCUUCAAAACAAAACCGUGUUGAUAUUUUUGAAGGUAAGGGGCCCUCGUGGGUUGUGAAAAAUAUCCACUCAUAACUUUAGAGAGUCCAUUUACAGUAUGAAAUACCAAGAAUGCUUUGAAAUUGAUAAGAUUGCAACAUGACUGUCAAGGCACUGCUACAAUAAACUGCUGGCUAAAAUUUAAAAUAAAUGUUUGUUUAACAAAUUCCAUCUUGACACUCCUGAAGCUCUAAUCCGGUUUUUACUCCUUGACUAACAGGCAAGUGCUCCUUGUUGCUUUCACAAUAGAGAACUUGUCAAAAACUCUUAAUGCAGUACAAAAAGAAUUAGUUUACACAUUCAAUACUGUACUAUAGUGUAGUGGCAUUAUGAGGCAAAUGGAAGCCAGUCAUGUUGCCUUAUACAGCAAAUGGUUCAGAGCUAUAAAGAACUGCCAUUUAAUGGGGCAGUACAGCAGUUCAUGAUUAAUUAAAUGUUAAGGUUUAUCGUGAAUGUGUGUGGAACAUUCUGCUUCGUUUGAAUUCAGUUUAUGUUAUCUCAUACACCAUUACUUUUUAUUAACACUGUGUUCUCACUUUACUGUAGCUAUUAACAAUAUUCGUUUCCUUCUCGUUGAUAUUUUAUGUUUGUAAUUUAUUACCUAGGAAAGGAUUUCUUAGUUCCUACUGGUGUGAGUUCUUCUUUUCAACCCCUUGCUCUUUGACCUCUGUCUUCUGUGAAUCACUUCCCCCACCCUCCGCUCUUUUUUGUUGGCCGGAGCUGGAUUCUCUAAAUAAAGCAGCCGAAUACGAAAGAACUGCCUUCUGUUAUUUAACUUGUACAAACAAUCAAAAUACAAUGAAACCUGAAUUAAGAGGCCACCAGAGGCACUGUGCAUGUGUGGCUGCUUAAAACAAAUCUGUCAAGAACCUCUUAACAGCUUUUAAAUAAAGAUUCUACAACU